UUGGGACUGGCGACCGGCAGAGAGCAGCUUGAUGGCGGAGGAGUGUCUUAGCGGAGGGACACCUGCCGCAGUCCAGGCUCACCACAGAGGGUAGACGCUCAGCGUGUCUGCAUGGGUUUGCCUUUAUUCAGGAAGAAAGAAUAGCCGAUGCGCGCCCCCAGGCUUUCUGCAGUUGGAUUUAUUAGAGGCCACCAUGGGCUCUGUGAAUUCCAGAGGUCACAAGGCAGAAGCCCAGGUGGUAAUGAUGGGCCUCGACUCUGCUGGCAAGACCAUGAUCCUGUACAAACUGAAAGGCAAUCCUCUAGUGGAGACCUCACCCACUGUUGGCUUCAAUGUGGAGCCCCUUGAAUCUCCUGGACGUGUGUCACUGAUUCUCUGGGACAUCGGGGGACAACCGCAGCUCAGGGCUACCUGGAAGGACUACCUGGAAGGCAUCGACAUCCUUGUGUAUGUGCUAGACAGCACAGAUGAAGCCCGCUUGCCUGAGGCAGUGGCUGAGCUCCAGGAAGUCCUGGAAGACCCCAACAUGGCCGGCGUCCCUUUCUUGGUGCUGGCCAACAAGCAGGAGGCACCUGAUGCUCUUCCAUUGCUUGAAAUCAGAAACAGGCUGGGCCUGGAAAGGUUCCAAGACCGUUGCUGGGAGCUCCGGGCCUGCAGUGCUCUCACGGGCCAGGGGCUGCAGGAAGCCCUGCAGAGCUUACGGCACUUGCUGAGAUCCUGCUGAAGUGCAGUAGCCUGGGACUCCAGGCUGGAGCAGGACAGGGGUCAGGGCCAGCCCGACCCCCUGAGCAGGCAGAACAGCUUAUCCUUGCUUCUAUGAGCAGGAAAGGCCAGGUGUUCCUUGAGAAACUACAGCUCGGUUUACCAUACGCAAAAUCCUUCUACUCCUGGGCAGGCUGUUUUCUUUUCAGAACUUACUCCUGUUGGCACUAUACUGAAAAUCAACCGGUGCUUUUUUUUUCUAAUAAUCAUAGCCAGCGGGAACAUAAAAAGCCUCAAAAUGCCUCAUGUAACAGCUCAGUACCAAGUGUGAAGGUCACAGUUGGUGACAAUACCUGAGAACCAAGCUCACAAAUGAAAAGAGGUGUCUAAAGUGCAUCUGAGUGUCACCUGGACCUAGGUGUCACCGUCACCAGGGAAGGGCUUCGGCUCCCACAGUGCUGCAGGUGUCCCCAGGGCCCCGGAGCCUUCCAGAAUUCUCCCUGCUCUCCAACUCCGAUGAGCUCUUCUCUGCCCUACAUCCUAUGCUGUAAAAAAAGAAAAUGACUCCACUUGUA
This is a messenger RNA of Arvicola amphibius (Eurasian water vole), 1277 nucleotides long. It is a transcript of the gene Arl11, whose product is annotated as ADP ribosylation factor like GTPase 11. Lineage: Eukaryota; Metazoa; Chordata; Mammalia; Rodentia; Cricetidae. Gene Ontology annotation, molecular function: GTPase activity; GTP binding. The transcript has 2 exons. Gene Ontology annotation, biological process: intracellular protein transport; vesicle-mediated transport. The record is from RefSeq and is a predicted model, not a curated record. Gene Ontology annotation, cellular component: cytoplasm. Bases 194 to 724 code for a protein of 176 amino acids.